Impatiens glandulifera is the source of this 2267-nucleotide messenger RNA. Its product is annotated as LEAF RUST 10 DISEASE-RESISTANCE LOCUS RECEPTOR-LIKE PROTEIN KINASE-like 1.2. NCBI's taxonomy places the organism in Eukaryota, Viridiplantae, Streptophyta, Magnoliopsida, Ericales, Balsaminaceae. The transcript has 4 exons. Gene Ontology annotation, biological process: protein phosphorylation. Gene Ontology annotation, molecular function: ATP binding; polysaccharide binding; protein kinase activity. The record is from RefSeq and is a predicted model, not a curated record. The coding region runs from base 1 to 2073 and encodes 690 amino acids.
AUGCCUUCUUCUUCUUCUUUUUCAUCUCUCCACCUCCUCCUUUCUCUCUUCACUUUCUAUUUCUUCUCCCAAUCCUCCAUUAAUGCCCAAGAAUCCAACUCUUUAGACUCUGUCUGCAAACAAAGUACAUGCGGAAACGUCAUCAUCUCCUCCCCGUUUUGGUCACGCAGCUCUAACGAAACCUCCGCCGCCACCGCCGUCAGAGCUUACUAUUGCGGCUACUAUGGGUUCGGGAUUGAUUGUGUCGAUAAUCAACCCAUUUUCAACAUUUCUAACGUUAACUACACCGUUCAAUCUAUCAAUUACAUCGAUAAAACCUUCACAAUCUUUGAUACGAACGCAAUCAAGACAAACCCAUCAUGCCCCAGAGCUCGUCACAACGUUUCAAUCGAACAUCUCCCUUUGGGUUUCUCAAGUUCAGAUCUGAAUCUCACGUUUUACUUCAACUGCAGCAGCAAUUUGUCGAAUCACGCCAAGGAUAUAGAGUGUUUGAAAUCUGGUGAAGAAUUGUCUUUCGUAUUUGUGAAGGGGAAGGAACCAGAGUUACCAGAUGGGGGUUUUAUUAAUUGGGCUUCGGAUUGCGAUGAGGUUGUGGAUGUGACGGUGAUCGAUGGGGAAAUCGAUCAAGGAAAUAAUCUAAUUGUGGGAUUUCCCGCGGCCAUGAAAAAAGGAUUCGAAUUGAAUUGGAGUCAAUCGGAGGAUUGUGAAAAGUGUAUGAACACAGAUGGAAGGUGCGGCGUUAGUAAACUUAGCGAUGGAACAGAGAAUUUCGCGUGUUUUUGCUCUAACGAUGGCGGCUUCAAAACCACUAAUAAUCAUUGCGGAGGGUCAAAACGCGUGAAACUUAUCGUAGUUCUUGUGACAGGCCUUAGUGUGCCUAUAGGCACCCUUCUUGUGGCAGGCAUUGCAUUCCUUCUCUACCGUCGUUACAAAAAGAAAAAGCGACAACAACGUUAUUAUUCGAAUUCCUCGUCUUGGACUAGCUCUCAGAUUACUUCUUCUUCUUACACAUCCUCGAAAAAGGUCGACAUCGAAAAGGCUAGCAACUACUAUGGAGUUCAAAUCUUUGGUUAUAGCGAACUUGAUAAAGCCACCAACCAUUUUGAUUCGAAGAAACAACUCGGAGAUGGAGGGUUUGGUUCGGUUUAUCUAGGAAAACUCCGGGAUGGUCGUCAUGUCGCGGUGAAAAGAUUAUACGAGAACAACUACAAGAGGGUAGAGCAAUUCAUGAAUGAAGUCGAGCUUCUAGCCCGUCUUCGCCACAAAAAUCUAGUUAGCCUUUACGGUUGCACAUCGUCAAAAUGCCAAGUUCUUUUGCUUGUUUACGAGUACAUUUCAAAUGGAACAGUAGCAGAUCACCUCCACGGAAGAAAAUCCAAGACAGGUUCUCUCCCGUGGAUAACCAGAAUGAGCAUUGCAGUCGAGACAGCCAAUGCGCUCACUUUUCUUCACAUUUCGAAAGUAGUCCAUAGAGAUGUCAAAACCAAUAACAUUCUCCUCGACGACAACUUUUGCGUAAAAGUUGCUGAUUUUGGCCUCUCUCGCCUAUUCCCAACCGAUGUUUCCCAUGUCUCGACUGCUCCUCAAGGUACACCCGGAUAUGUAGAUCCAGAGUACCAUCGGUGUUACCAGCUAACCAACAAGAGCGACGUGUAUAGUUUUGGAGUUGUUCUCGUUGAGCUCAUAUCUUCUAAGUCACCAGUAGACAUAACUAGACAUCGACACGAGAUUAACCUUUCGGCCAUGGCUAUCAAUAAGAUACAAAAUAGAGCGUUACACGAGCUAGUGGACACGACCCUUGGAUUUGAGACGGAUUCAAAGGUAACCACGAUGAUUACUAAGGUGGCGGAAUUGGCAUUUCGAUGCCUACAAAACGAGAGUGACUUGAGGCCUACUAUGGAAGAGGUUUGUAAAAUCUUAAAGGAGAUUCAAAGGGAAGGGUAUGAUGCAAAUCAUGUGGAUGCUGAUGAGUUAGAUGUUAUGGAGGAUGAUGUUGUCCCAUUGAGGAGCGAUCCUGCACUUCUAUCCCCAAAUUCGACAACCCAAUCUUCUAUGGUAAUUCCGAGUGCUUAAAAUGUUGUAACAUAUAAUUGGGGUUGGUACAAGAAAGAAGACUAGUGGAAGAAAUAGAGAUUGCUGGGAUUCUCAUGAUUCCUCACUUUUCCUCGUAUAGAAAUUCAUGAUUGAGUUACACAAAAUUUUGUAUCAAUAUAAAUUAAAAUAAAAGACAAAAAAUGUUACAAAUACAAAUGUUAGAAAUGUCAUAU